Setaria italica (foxtail millet) is the source of this 929-nucleotide messenger RNA. Its product is annotated as protein TIFY 9. The record is from RefSeq and is a predicted model, not a curated record. The transcript is spliced from 6 exons. Bases 191 to 631 code for a protein of 146 amino acids. Lineage: Eukaryota; Viridiplantae; Streptophyta; Magnoliopsida; Poales; Poaceae. Gene Ontology annotation, cellular component: nucleus. Gene Ontology annotation, biological process: response to wounding; regulation of jasmonic acid mediated signaling pathway; regulation of defense response.
GACAGAGUACCCCAAAAGCAGUUCUUUGUUUAUCCAUUCAAGUGUCUGCCUCUCCCAAGCAAGCGCCCAGCCUGUCCCUGUAUCCGUCUCCUCCUCUCUUUGUGUAGCUCGUGCCUGCUCUCCAAGGGGCAGCUCGUACUAUACUUAGCUGACAUCGACAGACGGGCGACCGAGCAGGAGUCCGAUCGAUAUGGCCAAGCACGGGCACCCAUCAGCUGACCACCCGCUGAUGCGCAACCCCAACUCCUCUUCACCUCAAGUGUUCGUCGUGGGAUCCUCGCUGCCGCCGCCGCCGCCGCCGCCGCCACCGCUGCAGACGAAGAUGGCGAGCUUCUCCGGCGACUUCCUGACCAGCGGCGCCACCGCCAGCACCACGACUGCGGCGAAAACGAAGCCUCUGACGAUGUUCUACAACGGCGGCGUCGCCGUGUUCCAUCUCCCACAAGAUAAGGCGGAGGAUCUCAUGAAGAUGGCGGCGGGUGAGAAGGGUGGGGACGGCCGCGCCGGUCCUCGCCGGGCAAACCACGGCGAGGAGUUGCUGGCCAAGUUGAGAAAAGAGAUGCCUAUUUCGAGCAAGAGAUCUUUGCAGCGUUUCUUCCAGAAGCGCAAGGAGAGGCUGUACAGGCCCUGAUCAAUGGCAGAUGGAUGAUUGAUGGAGCUGCUAGUUUGCACUAUCAGGGUCCCGACGAAGACGAAUUGAAGAAGGGCGUUUUGUUACGACUUCAUCAGUAAUAUGAUGUUCCAUCUUGUUGGUCUUGUAUAUACCAGCAGAGUAACCAUUUGUUCAUCCGUUUCAUGUUUCCGCAAAACAAAAAUGUUAAUCCGUUUUAUGGACUGAAUGUUAAUCCGUCUGGAACUGGGAUCAUCGGUGUUGCCGUGGAUAGUGGGUACGCAAACUGCCCCAAGGAGAUUCUGCUGUACAGUACUGU